UUGUUGGUUUUUCUGCUGCUUCUGCUGCAGAUUAAUCAUUUGCUUUCUCUAUGAUGUGUAAUUUGGGGAUAGGAAGCAAGUCAAGGCUGACCACAUGAUCUUCCGAAGCUAGGCUUAUGGGGUCUUCUUUUCGUUCUUUUGUUUAAUUCCUCCGCACCCUCCCCAUUGGAUUCUCUGCCCAUCAGUGCAUUUCUGUUUGCACACCAUCACCCGCACCAUGAACUCGCAGGCACUUUCAAGAUACUGUUGGCUGCUUUUCUAUUCCUUUGCAACUGCGGCAAAAGAGAACCGGGAAACACCCUCUUUCCAGUCAGGGAUCGUAUAUCAGUACCGGUACUCCCUGGAUGGCCACCUACAUUAUCUGUCAAGGUUGCCUUUGCAAGGGAGCAAGCUCCAGGUGGAAGCGUUGGUUGAUGUGCAACUCUUGUGGAGAAAUGCCAACGACGCAGGCGAGCAGCUUCUCCAAGUCCAAAUUCAUGAUCUACAAGUCAGUCAUGAUCUGGAACAAAGGCAGAAUGAGACAGUGAAAAGUGACCGAGCUGUGAAAACUUCACUGAAUGCAACAGAACUGCAGCAGCCGGUCUUCCUCCAUUGGAGUAAUGGGAAGGUUAAAGGCAUCUAUGAAGACAAAGCCGGAAGUCCCUUAACUCUAGAGUUGAAGCGAGGCCUUGUCAGCCUCUUCCAGUUUCAGACCCACAUUGGGACAGUGACUGAGGAGGACAUUUCUGGAAGCUGCCAGGUUACCUAUGUGGUUUCUGAGAAUUCUGUUCUGAAGACAAAAGAUUUACACAGCUGCAUAAGACCAAAAUUUGGAUUCAGCUCUAUUAAUGAAAUUUUUGGAGUCCUGUGGCAACCCACAAGUAAAACCCAUUAUUCUAUGGAAGGAAGUCUCAUCAAGUCUGCAUUAUCUGAGGAAAGUCACAUCCUCUCUCUAACCUUGAAGUCUUCUAUUGGAGUCAAUAUCACCUCUAGGCAACAUCUUGAACUUGUGAGUCAAAUGCCUGGAUCCAAAGAAUUACCUCAGAAGAGUCUUCAGGAAGUUCUGGCUGCUGCGCUGGGCAAACCUCAGCCCAUUAAUAUAGCGAGUGAGCCGUCCAAGAGGAUCUGCACCGAGUGCCAAAAACUCAAAACCUACUUAAAAACACUUUCUGAACAAGUGAAGAUGGACCUUUCUGAGGCAUCAACUACUUGGCAUUUUUGCACAGUUGUUCAGAUGCUGCGUGAUGCCAAGAAAAGGGAUAUUCUUACAUUGUUGAAGAAAGCACCAGAGGAUACAGUCCCCUUCUAUGUCGAAGCUGCGGUAGCUGCCCAGUCAACAGCUUCCUUGGCGGCACUGUCCGAAUUUCUGAAUGUGAGGAACAAAAAGCAAGCACCCUUGCUGGAGAAGUUUCUCUAUGCUGCAGCUUUCUCCCCUCGGCCUUCCAAGGAGCUUUUGCGCAUGGUAUUGGACAAGCUGAGUGGGAAGAAACUAGAGACCGCCAUUUGGGAAACAGGCAAUAUUGUUAUCGGCAGCGUGAUUGGCAAGUUGUGUCGGAUGCAGUUGUGUGGGCUGCAGGAAGUAAGGCUCCAGAUGGAGACGGUCCUGCAGAAGCUCAAAAGCACCAGGAAAGACUCCGAGAAGGUGAUUUACCUGUUGUCCCUGAAAAACGCUCUGCUCCCAGAAUCCAUCCCCACCUUCCUGCAUUACGCUGAGGAGGGCUCUGCCUCCGUCUCAGCUACGGCGGUGACUGCGCUGCAGCAGUACUCCACACAGCACAUCUCAAGCACGGUUAAAAUGGCAAUGAAACGCAUUUUCCAUCAAGUUCGGCAACGUUAUCAAAAAAUUUCCAGGGUCGCUGCAGCAGAAAUCCUGUUGGACAAUGAUCCCUCACCAAUGGACUUCAUCAAUGUUUUGUUGACCACCAGAGAACUUGAACCAGAAAUGGCACAAUUUCUACUGUCAAAAAUUCAAGGCAUUCUACACUCCCGGGAACAUCCAACCAGGCAGGUGAUCAAAGAUGUCCUGAAAGAUCCACAGAUAAAUAAUUACUACUUCCUGUCACCCAAAGUUGGCAGCUCCAUCUCUUGCUCGGGACCACUGGCAGUCACCAAUGACACAUUGUCAACCUUUAGUCUGGACCUGUUGUUCUCAGACUUCGGUAUCCUGAGGAAGAGCAUCACCAGUUUCAAUAUCCGAAGUCAUCGUGGCCACCAACUCCAAGCAGCUCAGGUGGCCAUUGAAGCAAAAGGUCUUGGAAGUGUUUUGGGAGGUGAUGCAGCCGAUGAACAGGAGGACUUCAUGGCUGGCAUGUCUGCAGUUUUGCUUGAUGUCCAGCUGCGGCCGGUUGCUUUCUUUGAAGGAUAUACAGACCUAAUGUCAAAGGUCCUUACAAGCUCGGGAGAGCCCACAAAUGUGGUCAAAGGGAAUGUGCUAUUGAUGGAUCAUCAACAGGCCAUCCCACUUCAGUCUGGUUUGCAAGCUGUGAUUACUCUUCAAGGAGGACUUGGCUUAGAUGUUUCAGCCGACAUCAACGUGAAUUUGUGGGAGCAGGAAUUCAUAACAGGCAUUGAAACAAGGGGUGCCAUGACCAUUGAUUUCCAAGCAGAACUGGAUGCCCCAUUCUAUCAAGCCACACUCCAAAGCCAAACCGAGGUGGAGUUGGCCACCAAUUUUUAUACCACUGCAAGACUUUCUAUCAGUCCCGUGCACAUGUGUCUGCGGCUUACAGAGGACCAGGUCUCUUACAGAGAAAACUUCUUGGUCUCAGAAUCUUCUGCAAACCAAAACAGCACUGUCCGCAAAGGGAGGGGCACCACCAUCCCUGGACGUGAAUUUGCCUUAUACCCAGCCAACUCUGAAAUGUGCAAAAUACUGCUUGCAGAGACAUGAGAACAAUAAAAGUAGCAUCACUCUGUCCUCAGCUUGGAUUUGCUGCUCCUCCUUUUUCCACCAAUGCCUGACCUGACCUACAUCAAAAUUC
Elgaria multicarinata webbii is the source of this 2960-nucleotide messenger RNA. RefSeq names its product microsomal triglyceride transfer protein large subunit-like. The record is from RefSeq and is a predicted model, not a curated record. Gene Ontology annotation, molecular function: lipid binding. The coding region runs from base 218 to 2869 and encodes 883 amino acids. Gene Ontology annotation, cellular component: Golgi apparatus; basolateral plasma membrane; endoplasmic reticulum. The transcript is spliced from 18 exons. Gene Ontology annotation, biological process: lipoprotein metabolic process; lipid transport. Lineage: Eukaryota; Metazoa; Chordata; Lepidosauria; Squamata; Anguidae.